GUGGUCUCCUCUACGUCACAUCCGGCCCUUGAUAUUCGGGGUUGUGGAUCACGCGCGAUGAAGUGCGUGUUUGUUACUGUAGGGACCACCAGCUUUGACGACCUUAUUGCAUGUGUAUCGGCGCACGACAGUUUGCAAAUAAUCCAGAGCCUCGGUUACAACCGACUUGUCCUACAAAUAGGUAGAGGAAAGGUGGUACCUGAACCAUUCAGUACAGAGUCAUUUAUUCUGGAUGUUUACAGAUACAAGGAUUCAUUGAAAGAAGACCUUCAGAAAGCAGAUCUUGUUAUUAGUCACGCCGGUGCAGGAAGCUGUUUGGAGACUCUGGAAAAAAGAAAGCCACUCAUAGUGGUUAUAAAUGAAAAGUUGAUGAACAAUCAUCAGCUGGAAUUGGCAAAGCAGCUACACAAAGACGGGCAUCUCUUUUACUGUACCUGCAGGGUCCCGACUUAUCCUGGGCAAGCCAGCCCUUUGUCUCCUGCUCCUGAGAAGUGCCAAGAUUCUGCAGCGCUGACUCCAACUGCCUUCUCAUGCCUAGACUUUGGGCUGCUUUCUGGAUACCUGCAUAAGCAAGCCCUGUCACUGCUAUCCAUUCCUACCUGCACCCUGCUUUUUCCUUCUUGCCACCUGUGUUACUUUCUCCGCCCCCCCCCCCAACUCCACCCCCUGUGCACAAUGCAUAAAGGAUGGAAAAAGUACUGCGGCCAGAAGUCUCUGAAUGAGGCAUCAAUGGAUGAAUAUUUAGGCAGCUUAGGGCUGUUUCGAAAGCUGACUGCCAAGGAUGCCACUUGCCUCUUUCGGGCUAUUUCGGAGCAGUUGUUUUGCAGCCAGGUCCAUCACUUGGAAAUCAGGAAGGCUUGUGUCUCAUAUAUGAGAGAAAAUCAACAAACUUUUGAGUCUUAUGUGGAGGGAUCUUUUGAGAAAUACCUGGAACGGUUGGGAGAUCCCAAGGAAAGCGCUGGCCAUCUGGAAAUAAGAGCUCUUUCUCUAAUUUAUAAUCGGGAUUUCAUUCUUUAUCGCUAUCCUGGCAGGCCUCCAACUCAUGUCACAGAUAAUGGCUAUGAAGACAAGAUUCUACUCUGCUAUUCAAGUAAUGGUCAUUAUGAUUCAGUGUACUCAAAACAAUUUCAGUCAAGUGCAGCUGUUUGUCAAGCUGUAUUAUAUGAAAUUCUCUAUAAAGAUGUGUUUGUUGUGGAUGAAGAAGAGUUGAAGACUGCAGUAGAGUUGUUUCGAAGUGGUUCCAAGAAGAGCAGGAACAAUGCUGUGACUAGCAGUGGGGAUGUCCAUAUUGACUACAAGAGUUCAACUCAGGAUAGGACUGAAGAGUGGGGUGCCUGCUGCAAUGUUGAAAAUAUACCAGAGGGGUACAAUCAAGGAACAGAAGAAGCAAAGUCUCCAGAAAAUCCAUCAAAGAUGCUCUUCCCUUAUAAGGUGCUCAAAGCCCUGGAUCCAGAAAUCUAUCGUAAUGUAGAAUUUGAUGUUUGGCUGGACAGCAGAAAAGAACUUCAAAAAUCUGAUUAUAUGGAGUAUGCUGGGAGACAGUACUAUUUGGGAGACAAAUGUCAGGUUCACUUGGAAUCAGGUGGAAGAUAUUAUAAUGCUCAUAUUCAGGAAGUUGGAAAUGAAAGCAAUUCUGUAACAGUCUUCAUUGAAGAAUUGGCAGAAAAGCAUGUUGUUCCACUGGCUAACUUAAAACCAGUUACCCAAGUGACACCUGUUCCUGCCUGUAAUGUUACACCCAGUAGGAAAGGAAGAGGUUACCAGAAAAUUUCCUGGAGCUGUGUCCCAGAAAUGGCUAUGUCAGAGAUGGACAUGAAGCAACGGAGGAAGACAUUCAAGAAAAUUAGAGGGAAAGAGGUUUAUAUGACCAUGGCUUACAGCAGGGGAGACCCCGUCCUCCCACCCAGGCUUCAGCACAGUAUGCGUUAUGGGCGUGACUCUCCAAUGCACUACUCACAGACAGCUGGCAGUGUUAUGUCUAAUGAACAUUUUCAUCCUCAACAUUCAUCUCAGGGACAAGGUCGGGGAUAUGGGAUGCCCAGGGAUUCACCUCGCUUUAUAAACAGGCACAACAUGGCAGGCCCUAAAGUUGGUUUUUACCCUGGCCCGGGUAAAAGGUGCUGCCAGAGCUAUGAUAACUUCUCUUAUAGAUCUCGUUCCUUUAGACGUAGUCACCGCCAGAUGCAUUGUAUGAAUAAGGAGUGCCAGUUUAGUUUUGUUCCAGAGAAUGGACAGAUGCCUAGGGGCUUGGAAGAAACCAUUACUUUUUAUGAAGUUGAAGAAGGGGAUGCGACUGCUUAUCCAACUUUACCUAAUCAUGGAGGGCCCUCUACAAUGGUUCCUGCUACUUCGAGAUACCAUGUUGCAAGGCAAGGACAUAGCUCAGGCAAACAGACUCUGAAUUCAGAGGAAGGUGAUGACCAGAGUGACAAUGGGGGAUAUCAUGAAGAAUAUAUUUAUCCUUCAGAACAAGACUAUGAAACUUCAGGUGUUUACAGCACAACUGAAUCUACAGCAAACUUGUCUCUUCAGGAUAGAAGACCAUGUUCUAUGUCUCCUCACGACACAGUUACCUCAUACAACUACCCCCAGAAGGUGGUGAUGGUAAAUUCUGCAGCAGUUGCAGCUUCCUGUGCAAAUAUUGUUCCAGCUCCAGUCUUACCUAACUGUGCAGCAGCUAAUCAAGCUAGUAGUACCACUUCAAUUUCCUCACAGAAUGCUAUACAGCCUCUAUUUGUAUCUCCGCCUACACAAGGCAGACCAGGUAGCUGUCCAGUUUUCCCAGCACCACUUAUUGAAGAGGCUGUCUUUUCUCCACCGUAUAUUCUUCCCUCCAUUAUCAAGGUGAUUGCUUCAGCAUCCUAUCCAUACCUGGCUGCUCCUAUUCCCGCUGCUGCUGCCUCUCUACCACCUCCACCUCCUCCACCACCACCUCCUCCUCCUCCUUCUCUUGAGGUGAGAGAGGCUUCAAACUUACCAUCACUACCUCCACCUUACUCCUGUGAUCCACGUGGCAGUGAUCUGCCUCAAGAUGCAAAAGUUUUGCAGUACUAUUUCAAUCUGGGAUUGCAGUGCUAUCACCACAGCUUGUGGCACUCCAUGGUCUGUGUGCCACAGAUGCAGCAGCAGCAGCAGCUUCAUGUAGAGAAUUACCCAGUCUAUACUGAGCCGCCACCUCUGGUGAAUCAAACCAUUCCUCAGUUACACAGUGAGGUGGGGAGACGAGAUGGCACACAGGAAGAUGUAUCAGCACAUGAUACUUUUCCAAAUGCUGACCCUGCAUCUGUCCCUCAUGGAGCAUUCUAUUAUCCAGUGAUGUCAGAUCCCUAUGGGCAGCGACCUUUGCCAGGUUUUGAUUCCUGCCUUCCUGUUGUGCCAGAUUAUCCCUGUGUUGCCCCCUGGCAUCCAGUCGGUGCAGCAUAUGUUGGUUCUCAAAUUCGUGGUUCUAUGAGUCCUGGGCCACUUGCCUAUAUUGCUUCACCUCCCUCACCUUCUCAUUAUGUACCUCAGAAUAUCUAUACCCCAGGCAAAAAGAACCAGUUGAGACUCAGGGCUCAAGGUGCUUGAACAGGUGAAAGAACUAGAGUGGAAUCCAUUGCAAAGAAGAUAUCCUAUCUUCAGUAUACUGUUCUCAAGAUGAUUGAUAACAAUGAGUUUCAAAUCAGUCAGUGUACUAGUUAAGGCUUCUGCUUCGUAAAAGACAUGGAACUGGUAGUGUUUUGGUUUUGCAUCCUGGAUCUUUACAAGUCCUUGCCCUACAAGUUGGCAUCUGACAACUUUAAUAAAGAAAGAUGGGCAACAGUGCACUGAUCUUUCUAACAACCUCUGUAUUAAUGUUUCAGCUUUUUCUCUGCUAACCUCCUUGGUUCUCAAUUUGUGUACAGAUUGUUUUAUGUUUAAAGGUUUAUUUUAGUCAAGCUUAAAACAUGGAACAACCCCUCUCCAACAUUUUUCAAAUAUGCCAGCAUUUCUGAAAUGUACGUAACUCACCGCAAGUGAUUGUCCUGUAUCUUCAACUGUCAGUGGUUUGCUAGCUUCUAAGCAGUGUUUUAGAAGGUUGUAGUCUAUCUUGAGAAUGUGGGUCUGGAAAUUGUGUGGUUUUGAGAUAAGUACAUUUGCCUUAGGCUUCCAGUUGAUUUGUUUAUUUUUUAAACUUGUAGGUUGCUGCCUUGCCUUGAUUUCCAUUACUAAUUUAAUGCAGUUUAAUGAGAUGCUUGUUAUUAACUUAAAAACCCAAGAUCAACCUAAUUGUUGUUACCAGUGUUGAAAUCAGUGGUAUGAAUGGUCUGUUUAAAUCAUACAAGUAUAGUCCACUUGUUUAUGCUUUAUAGUCAGACUUCUCUAAGAAAUAAUCAAGGAGUGAGCCCUGACCCUCCUAUUGUUUUAUGAGUUGGGAGGGUGAAG
Physeter macrocephalus (sperm whale) is the source of this 4404-nucleotide messenger RNA. RefSeq names its product ALG13 UDP-N-acetylglucosaminyltransferase subunit (gene ALG13). Gene Ontology annotation, molecular function: hexosyltransferase activity. The record is from RefSeq and is a predicted model, not a curated record. Gene Ontology annotation, biological process: dolichol-linked oligosaccharide biosynthetic process. Lineage: Eukaryota; Metazoa; Chordata; Mammalia; Artiodactyla; Physeteridae.